AUGCUCACCAUCCAAGACACCAGCGGCCUGCCCGCCUGUGCCCAGAACUGUCUCGCAGCCUCCCUCCGCUCGAGCGCCCGCUCCUGUGCCCCCACCGACUUUGCCUGUCUGUGCAGGAACUCCGAGUUCGUCGCUGCCAGCGACUCGUGCUACUCCACCUCAUGCUCGGCUGGCGAAUUGGCAGCCGCCCAAGAAUGGGGCGUCAAGUCCUGUGCCGCUGCAGGCAUCCAGAUCACCUUGAACGGGGCCAACAAUACCUCCACCGGCACCAACACUGUCCCACUCAACAACACCUCCACCCCCGCUCGACCUAAUGCUGCCCCUGCCCUCUCCGCAGAGGCCGGCAAGCUGUUGGCAAUGGGCACCGCUUGUCUAUCUUCCUUUUUGAUCGUCGCUUGA
This is a messenger RNA of Puccinia triticina, 399 nucleotides long. RefSeq lists its product as uncharacterized. Bases 1 to 399 code for a protein of 132 amino acids. The transcript has 5 exons. Lineage: Eukaryota; Fungi; Basidiomycota; Pucciniomycetes; Pucciniales; Pucciniaceae. The record is from RefSeq and is a predicted model, not a curated record.